Messenger RNA from Emiliania huxleyi CCMP1516, 1200 nucleotides. RefSeq lists its product as hypothetical. The record is from RefSeq and is a predicted model, not a curated record. Gene Ontology annotation, molecular function: oxidoreductase activity, acting on paired donors, with oxidation of a pair of donors resulting in the reduction of molecular oxygen to two molecules of water. The transcript is spliced from 3 exons. The coding region runs from base 1 to 1200 and encodes 399 amino acids. Lineage: Eukaryota; Haptophyta; Isochrysidales; Noelaerhabdaceae.
AUGGCCGCCCGGUCCGUCGCCCUCGCCGUGACGCUCUGGUGGUACUACCGCACCCUCGUCCUGAGCCGCUCGUGGCAGACGCCACUGGCGCUUGCAUCGGGGCUCGCCGAACUGGGGCUGGCCGCGUUGGGCGGCGGAGUCGGCGGCGCUAUUCGCGAGGCCCGCGCGGUCGCGGCCGACCUGGCGCGACCGUGGGCCGUCGCAGCCGACCCGACCAUCACGUCUGGCCGGCAGCUGUACGAGCGGCUCCUCCUCUCCCUCUCGUGCGCGACCUCCUACACGUACGCCUACGGACCGCUCUCCGGCGUGGUGCAGUUCGCCCUCUUCGCGCCGUGCGAGGCGCUCGCCGCGAUCGGCCGCGGCCCGUCGCUGCUCGACCCUUUUCGCGCCGCGACGCUGCUCUGCGCGUGGCUGCUCUUUCACCUCGGCGAGCAGCGCCCUCUCGCCCGCGCCUCUGCCCCCCCGCCACACCGCUCACCCUCUCCACCUCUCGCCAUCUCCGCGCUGCUGCACCGCUACUUCUCCCACCGCUCCUUCGACGCGCCUCGGCUCGUCUCGCUCGCCCUCGGCGUCUGCGCGUGCGGCGCCUCGCAGCGCGGGCCGCUGUGGCACCACCGCUUCUGCGACGAGCGCGACGCGCCGACCGACGCCUCGCACCCCGACAAGAGGCGUUCUGACGCGGACCGCGACCCGCACUCGCCGGUGGCGGACGGAUGGCUGCACGCGCACCUGCUGUGGAUGACGCAGCGGCGCAACUUUGCGACGCGGCCCGAGUACGUGUCCGACUGGCUCCGCGCGGCGCCCGAGCUGCUGUUUGUGGACCUGUGCUUCAUGGACGUGCUCGGCCUCAUCGAAGGCGGCUGGACGGCGCUGCUUGGGGCGGUCGAGGGGCGGAGCUACCGGUGGGCCACCGCCGCCAUGCUGCUCAAGCACGGCCGCACGCUCGGCCGCGCGACGGCGUGGCACGCCACCUUCGCAGUCAACAGCCUCUGCCACCACGCGAGCGCGGUCGAGUCCACUUGCGGCAGCCGCAACAUCAGCCUCCUCUCGCUCGCCUCCUGCGGCGACUCGUACCACGACAACCACCACCGCAGGAGCGGGGCCGCGAGGCACGCGCCGCCAGAGGGGCUCGACCUGGCAUUCGCCGCCAUGUGCGCCGCGCAGCGGAUCGGCCUGAUCCACAAAGUGCGCGAGAAGUGA